AUGGGGUUUCUUCUGCUUCUGAAGAUAAUUCAACGUGCAAAGCAAAACUUACGACUACGGUCUAAACAGUACUCAAAGCUCCAUUUUUCAGGACAGGGUUCUAAGAAAAUUGUUCAUGUCCCAAGAGGACAUUUUGCUGUGUAUGUUGGUGAUAAGGAUGAUGAAUGUAUGAGGCGGUUUGUGGUCCCUAUAUCUUACUUGAAGCAACCUAUGUUUCAGGCCUUGUUGAGUCGUGCUGAGGAAGAGUUUGGUUUUGAACACCCAAUGGGAAACAUUGUUAUUCCAUGUCCUAUUCGUUAUUUUGUUGCUCUCCUUUCUUGUUUCAAUGCCGAAUAA
Messenger RNA from Lathyrus sativus (Indian pea), 336 nucleotides. The record is from the annotation of a GenBank genome assembly. NCBI's taxonomy places the organism in Eukaryota, Viridiplantae, Streptophyta, Magnoliopsida, Fabales, Fabaceae.